CAGCCAAUACUCAACUCCCGUUACCCGCUUGCUGGCAGCCUGAACUGGUGCUUCUGGAGCAUAUGCUGCCCGAUGGCCUUCUGGGUGGUUGGCGGGGGAAAUCCGCUUGGUGACGCUGCCUCAUCUAGUCGAGGUCAGGUGGCGGCUUACAUCAAGGGCGAGGCUCUGGGAUCCAAUGGCAAGCGGAGGAUCUUUGCAGAUGGAAGCGCGUCUGCCUGCAGUGAGGCGGGCUGCUACGGCAUCACCAAGAGGCCGCGUCUGGACGACUGGGGGCGCGUCAUUGGCUUCUACGGCAAGGGCCAUCAUGCGGCCGGCUGCGAGCACGAGCGUUCCGGCCAUGUGAGCCUUGCUGCCGCCGAUGCCGAAGCCGAUGCCGCCUCGAUCCACGUCAAGAACCUCGCCUUCCUCGUCAUCCGCGAGCGGGAGCCCUCUCCACCGCCGACGCCGCCUCCGCACAAGGGCCCGUCUCCGGACCUCCGCCCCGGAUUCCCCGCCCUCGCCCCGUCCUAUGCCCCGGCGCCGAUGGAACGCACCCAGUCGGGCCUCUCCAUCUCGUCCGACACGUCCGCCGUCGACUCUCGUGACAGUGACCUCGAGCCGCUGCUGAGUGAUCUUGCCGCGGCUCGGCUGGUGCGGCGCCAUGUGGCCAACAACUGUCGAUGGAAGCACCGCGACUCGCAGCACGGCCGCAUCCUCAAGGCCCUGAUCAACCCCAAGUCGCGAGAGGCGGACUUCCCCCUCGACAACGACGCCCUCCGCAGCAUCUUCUCGGCCGCCAACGAGCUCUUCUUCGCCAACAAGCUGACGCAGAGGGUUACCUGGGACUGGAGCCACCCGGCCAGCGCGCAGUACGAGAGCCACAUUGUCGGCACUACGGCCCUGCGUCGGAGUGUUCGUCUGGGCGGCUAUGAGACGCUCAUUGUGCUGUCGUCGCCCAUCCUCAAGGACACAAAGUACAACCGCCGGCUUCUCAUCUCCACCUUCUUGCACGAGAUGAUCCACAGCUUUCUCUUCAUCACGUGUGGCAUCAAGGCUCGAUACCAAGGUGGCCACACCGAGGGGUUCCGUCAGAUUGCCGAGAUCAUCGAUGACUGGGUUGGGGCAGAGCAUCUUCGGCUGCGGGACAUGGAGGCCGAUCUCGAGCGCUUCAUCGACGACGGACCUCCUACUACUACCGCCGUUCGAGCCUCCAUAGAGGGCGAUUUUGCCCACUCGAACCAUUAUUAUUACAGCGGCCACAACCACAUCCACAACCCUCCCACGACAUGGCCCGUCUCCGAGUGGCAGCACGCCGAGAAACAUGACUAUCGACUCAUUGAAGCGCCGCAGCCCUAUACACGAUAUCCCAGCAACUACGAUGAGUGGGAAUGGCAUGACAGGGAAGGUUUCCCAGCCCAUGCCGCCCUUUCAUACCACCAUUGACACAUAUUUUCCUUUGAUAUCCAACCCGGCGUGUACAAAGUACUCACGCGUACAGAGACAUUACAGCUUUUUCCUUUGUUGGAUGGGACAUGAAAGACCAGAAAAACAGCAUGAUAUGAUUGUAGAAUUUUUGUAUAAGAAAAUGGUGUGAACGAUUAAAUCUCUGUUUUUUUAGCAAGGUGUUUUGGCGAAUGAA
Molecule: messenger RNA, 1618 nt
Organism: Trichoderma citrinoviride
Lineage: Eukaryota; Fungi; Ascomycota; Sordariomycetes; Hypocreales; Hypocreaceae
Exons: 5
Coding region: 73-1422 (449 amino acids)
Source: RefSeq, a predicted model, not a curated record